CGUUUUGAACGUACGCGCGCAAAGACACGCAGUUGAAGCAACAGCUCGACAUCCAAACGCAUUGCAAAAACCGAAUUUUCAAUACAAUAUCCAAGAGUGACCAGAGUCAGCGAAUUCGAUUCGUGUAUACAAAACACCCAACCAAACCCAUCGUAACCAACCACCGUUGUAGCAUUAACCGCCAAGAUGUCUCACUCCGUGACCAUAACACGCACCACCACCAGCACCACCAACACCUCCUACAUUGUGCUCAAUACGGGCUACAUCAAGACCUUUCCCGGCAUUCUUAAGCUCUUCCAGCUGAUCAUUGGCAUCGCUAUUGUCACCCUGAUGGCGAUGAACUACAACACCAAUUCGGUGUACUUUCGCGGACAUCAGGAGCUGUUUCAUUUCCUAAUGGCCACCACAUUUAUGAUAGGGACAUUUUGUUUAUUCCUCGCGUGCAUCACAUCGCUGAGCACGGGUGGCCUCAUCGCCAAGACAAUCUAUGAGCUGAUCUAUCAUAGCGUUGCGGUCAUUCUGCUGCUCGCCUCGUCCAUUUGCCUGCUGCUGAAGUUACGCGACUACAGGCACGAUGCCUUUAUGGCAGCUGCCGUCCUUGGCCUGGUCAACUGUGUGCUCUACUUCAUUAGUGCAUUCCUGGCACAUCGCUCGUAUCGCGGCAUUUAAGCGACUCGAACAGUCGCUGGCAUUUUACAGAAGGCGCACACCAUCAGCAUUAUUGCAAUCAAAACAAAACGAUGAAAGAAUCAAAAUCGUCUACAGCUAUAUAUAUAUAGCUAAAAUCAAUUACCGCACAAGCCAUACCAGAGAGUCUCUUUGUUUGUACUGUUAAAUAUUUGUGGCGCUGUUCAGUGGUUACAUACUCAUAAUACUGUCUACAAACACCAUUACACAUUAUUAUUAUUAUUAUUAUUUGAUUUGAUUUUAAUUUGUAUUUUUAUAAUGUACUUUUUAUCUCACUUCUCUGUCUUUUAUACCAAACAGCAUAUAUUGUAUUCGAAUAAACGUGUCUAUAUGUUUUUA
This is a messenger RNA of Drosophila grimshawi, 1026 nucleotides long. RefSeq lists its product as uncharacterized. The coding region runs from base 187 to 669 and encodes 160 amino acids. Gene Ontology annotation, cellular component: membrane. The record is from RefSeq and is a predicted model, not a curated record. NCBI's taxonomy places the organism in Eukaryota, Metazoa, Arthropoda, Insecta, Diptera, Drosophilidae. The transcript has 4 exons.